GUUAUAGAUCGCUCGCGCGAACUAAGGGAAGUUUGGAAACCGCUUGCCGAAUAGUUUCUUCAGAGCCUCCACUCUCCACUGAUCUUGUUCCUUGUCUAUUUGUUCUAUUAACUGAAACCCUAGAGCCAAUGGAGUUCUCUCAGGAUGAUUUCGAUCGGCUUCUGAUGUUUGAGCAUACUCGAAAAUCUGCCGAAGCAACCUACGCCAAGGAUCCUCUCGAUGCCGAUAAUCUGACAAAGUGGGGCGGAGCUUUGAUUGAACUGUCGCAAUUUCAGAGCGUUCCAGAUGCAAAAAAUAUGUUAACUGAUGCCAUUUCGAAGUUGGAGGAGGCUUUGGUGAUAAAUCCUGCCAAGGCUGACACUCUAUGGUAUAUUGGAAAUGCUAAUACCUCUUAUGCAUUUCUGACUCCUGACCUUGCUGAGGCCAAAGUGUAUUUUGACAAAGCUUCUGAUUACUUCCAACAAGCUGUAGAUGAGGAACCCAGUAAUGAUCUCUAUCGCAAAUCCCUAGAAGUCACUGCAAAGGCUCCAGAGCUGCACAUGGAGAUUCAUAAGCAUGGAAUCAGUCAACAGGCUCUGGGUGGAGGGUCUUCUGCUUCUUCCAAUGCAAAGGUGUAUCUGGAGCAAUUGAAAGUUCAUGUUUCACUUGCUGCUGCUAAUGUGGAAGAGAAUUCGGAAGUGGUUUGCAGCCAUGAGGUGGAUGUUAAGUUUCAUACUCCUAACCUAAGAAUUUUCAGUCGAGAUAUCUCAGAAAAACAGACCAAGAUUAUUAUAGAUUGUGUAAGGGCAUUGCUUUUGCUACUUGUGGUCCUCUGCAAAUUCAUGGCAUAAGUUGGAUGGCUCAAUGGUAAUCAAGGUCGGUGAAGAGAGUGAUUUUGAGUUUCAUUGUUAUGAGUUGGAAUAUGUUUCCUAAGAGAUCUCACUUCUCAAAGAGGAUGAAUAUGAGAAAUGGCAAAGAAAUGAAACGAAAUUGGAAUUGAAAAUCUCGUUGUAGGGAGAAGGUAUAAUGGGUGAUUGUUCUAAGAGAAUAUUUGUAGAGCAUUUCCUGCACAUCCAUGUUUCAAUUUGAAGGGAGAUCAGCUGACAUAAAAGGCUGUGGCAAUUCAGUAACAUUUCCUGCACAUCCAUGUUUCAAAUUUGAAGGGAAAUCAGCUAAGAAAAAAGGCUAUGGCAAUUCAGUAACAUUUCCUGCACAUCCAUGUUCCAAUUUGAUGGGGAAUCAGCUGAGAUAAAAGGCUGUGGCAAUUCAGUUUUAGAAUUCAAGUGCAGCUCCUAGCUUAGCAUUCCACAGAUAUUUUAUUCAUAGAUUUUUUUUUUUUUUGCAUUCAUUCUCGAGGACAAGAAUGAUCUCAGGGAAUGGGGAAUUUAUAAUAAUUAUAAGAGAAUAGGAGCUUUGAGAAUAUAGGAUAAUAUGUUGUAUUAAUAGGGAGUAUUGUAACUGAUGUGUAGUCCAGAAUUCAAUAAUAAAAGAAUUCCUUCUCUCUCUA
Molecule: messenger RNA, 1486 nt
Organism: Manihot esculenta (cassava)
Lineage: Eukaryota; Viridiplantae; Streptophyta; Magnoliopsida; Malpighiales; Euphorbiaceae
Product: mitochondrial import receptor subunit TOM20
Exons: 7
Coding region: 129-830 (233 amino acids)
Biological process (GO): protein insertion into mitochondrial outer membrane
Cellular component (GO): mitochondrial outer membrane translocase complex
Molecular function (GO): protein binding
Source: RefSeq, a predicted model, not a curated record